AGUUUGCUGGGUGGUUGCGUCAAGCCUACAGUGUGCAUCGGCAUCUAACGAGGAAUAUUCUGUAGCCUGUAGUGGACUGAACUGGAUUAAAAGCUUUUCAUUCACUUGAAACAAGUCGCGUAGUUGGUGUCCUUGUUUCGUUUUUAUUUUAUUUUUUUCCUUCUAAAAUUGAUUUACACGAAGGAAACAUGAGAAGUUGAACCGGCGUUCGCAGCGAGGACUUCAAAAAUGAGCUUUUUUCACAAUAUCGUUGUAGUUUUAAUUGUGGGCCUGAGCGUCCGCGUGACCACCGAUGGAGUGGGCCAGGGGCUGGUGUGGUCGAGGGACGAGGACGGGAACAGGACGGCCCGGCAGAUCCAGUGCGUGGAAAACCAGGAGUACCUGCACGGCAGCUUCUGCUGCCAAAACUGUAAAGCCGGCACCUAUGUGAAGAAAGCCUGCACAAGGGCCUCAGAGGCGGGAACCUGCGUGCCCUGUGAGGCCGGGACAUUCACCGAGCACCCCAACGGGAUGACCAGCUGCCUGCCGUGCUCGUCCUGCCGCCACGAAGAUCAGGAAGUGACAAUGAGCUGCAACAGUACUCGAGACACGCAGUGCCAGUGUCGAAAAGGCUAUUACUGCGAGCCUGACCAGCCCUGUGAGAUGUGCAAGCGGUGCCCUAAAUGUAAAGAGGAUGAGGAGAUGGAGAAGCAGUGCACCCCCACAUCCAAAACCAUCUGUAGGAAGAAGUCCACCCCUUCCCCAUCCCCGACCGACACCCCAGAGUCGUCCUCCGUUGUUACCACUGUUCUCGCGACUGUCCUCCCGAUCAUAUUUGUCCCCGUGUUACUCCUCAGUGGCCUGUUGCUUUGGAAGAAAUGGCAGUCCAAGAAAAUGGCAGAUGCCCAAAGUGAUCCGAAUGAAGUGAAGAUUGAUAAGUUGGGAAACGGGAGCAGCGGCCCACCACAGGGGGCGCAGGAGAGCCAGCACAGCGGCACCGAGGAGCCGCAGCAGGAGUCGCAGCCCCUACUGCAGGAGACGGCCGCCAAGCCCUUGCCCAUGGAGGACGAGGACAAGGGACUGGGCGACAGCCUGCCCAACACCACCAACUCGUCUCAGACGAGCCUGUCCGCGCUUCCCACCGUGCCCUCCCGCGGCAGCUCCCCCCGACACAGCCCCGAGACGCAGAGACAGACCCCCUGCAGGGGUGAGUUCCAGCACAGAAGGCUCAUUCCUUUGAAUGGAGAGGAUUCGCUGAAGAAGAGCUUUGACCUUUUCCACGAAUUUCUGGACAUUAAGAUCCACAACAGAUUCUUCAGGAGUAUCGGUCUGACAGACAACAUGAUCAAAACUGCAGAGAGCACUCACCCUGACGAUAAGGUCUACGAGCUCCUCAAAACCUGGAUGCAGCGGGAGGGCCUAAAAGCUGACAUCAAUUACCUUAUUGAGGAGCUGCUUAAUUUAGACCAAAAGCUUUCGGCAGAAAACAUUAGCUGUAAGGCAGUGGCCAAAAGAUAUUAUAAAUAUGAGGAUAAAUAUGAAUUAUAAUAGUCUUUCCAGAGCAGUGAAACAAAUCACAGAAAAAAACUUACAUAGUAAGGCGACCAAUGGUCGGUAAUUGUAAAUUACCUCUGACAUGUUAAUUGACCUAGGGUCAAGGUUACAUAAAAAUACCUCAGGUAUAAGAGGACAGCUGGUUCACGCGACCAGGUGUAUACACCUGUGCCACCUGCAGCACCCAACAGGGGUCUAGCAAAUGACCCAAGGGGUUGGCUAUACACUGGCUUUGAAGGGUUGCUGUAAUGGCUCCACUCUGAUGUCUGCACUGAUCACACUUGGUUCAGUCACCUACAGGUGCAUGUACAGAUCCAUCUGGAAGACGGUGUGGGUGUUUUGCGCAUAGCGUGUUGUGGAGCGCGUGAUUGGGCCGUUUCACUAACUGGAGAGAUGGAACUGGAUGAGCCCAAGCUGGAACAGUUGGUACUUCCUGGAGAAGAAUCAGGUGUUCUCAGACAAGCACAACUGUGGUCAUAAGUGUCUUUUUACUUCUUGGAAGGAAUAUAUAUUGUUUGACCACACCAGCCACAGGUUCAUCGUCCAUUCUCUCAGCCUUUGGCUGUAUAGGUUUAUUAUUUAUUGUGAGAUAUUUAUUUUUAAAAAAAUGGCUGUCUAUUGUUGUUCAUUCCAUUGUGCCAUCAUAAAAUCAUGAGGAUGUUGCAGUAUUCAGAUGGUUCAGUUUUGACACUUUACCCUAGUGGUAAAAUGACUGGCAUCAAAUGACCAUGAACAAAUCAGCAGCAGAUCAACACAUUGGUGAUAUUUUCAGUUGCACUGAUCAGUCAGCAUUUUCAGCAUGAAUUUAAGCCUGAUUGAGAUUUGCACAUAAAGAGGAAAGGGCUGAAUGUAUUCCCUGCUCUCAUCUGCCGGGGAGUAAAUGGCAUAGUAACAGGAGCCUUUCUCUUGAUCAGUGUGGAGCAAAGGAUUUCUCCCUCAAAAAGAAGAAAAAAA
Messenger RNA from Megalops cyprinoides (Indo-Pacific tarpon), 2487 nucleotides. RefSeq names its product tumor necrosis factor receptor superfamily member 5-like. The record is from RefSeq and is a predicted model, not a curated record. The coding region runs from base 229 to 1527 and encodes 432 amino acids. Gene Ontology annotation, molecular function: protein binding. Lineage: Eukaryota; Metazoa; Chordata; Actinopteri; Elopiformes; Megalopidae. Gene Ontology annotation, biological process: TRAIL-activated apoptotic signaling pathway; positive regulation of apoptotic process. Gene Ontology annotation, cellular component: plasma membrane; cell surface. The transcript is spliced from 10 exons.